Messenger RNA from Salvelinus namaycush (lake trout), 3771 nucleotides. It is a transcript of the gene adamts18, whose product is annotated as ADAM metallopeptidase with thrombospondin type 1 motif, 18. Bases 1 to 3771 code for a protein of 1256 amino acids. Gene Ontology annotation, cellular component: extracellular matrix. The record is from RefSeq and is a predicted model, not a curated record. The transcript has 24 exons. Gene Ontology annotation, biological process: extracellular matrix organization; proteolysis. Gene Ontology annotation, molecular function: metalloendopeptidase activity. NCBI's taxonomy places the organism in Eukaryota, Metazoa, Chordata, Actinopteri, Salmoniformes, Salmonidae.
AUGUGCUGUGCAGUGGGUGCCUCAGUGUCCAGGACUCCAUCUCCAGAAGGUCCUGAGCUCAGUCACAUCCCCCGGGCCCUGGGCACUGCCCUAGGCAGCAAGUGUUGUGGGCUGGGCCUGUGGGCCCAGCAGGCCAUGCCAUGUGGCACAGAUGGCUCCCUCAUGGUCCACAUCAUCAAAGGGAUGUCCACAUGUUUUUUCAGGAUGGCCCAUUGCUGUGUGGAGGCUGAGAACAAGGUGUACAGUUUGUGUAAGAUGCCAAAUGACACCAGUGGACUGAAUCAUGAUUACAUGUUUGUGACGCCAAUUGAGGUGGAUGCUCGGGGUGGGUAUGUGUCCCACGAUAUGCUGCGGCGAGGUCGGAAUAAGAGGUCCCUGCCGUCCAUGGGGGGCCCUGUACACUACAGGCUAUCUGCCUUCGGGAGGGACAUGCACCUGGACUUACAGCCUGCCAUGGUAGUGGCAGAGGGCUUCACAGUACAGGUACUGGGGACAGAGGGCAUCACCACAUUGGCACAGGAGCCAGCCCAUCAGGACUGCUUGUAUCAGGGAUUUAUACGCAACCUCACAGCUUCCUCUGCAGCCAUAUCUACAUGUUCUGGCUUGUCAGGUCUGAUCCGGAUGUCUGAUGAUGAGUACUUCAUCGCCCCCUUGCCCCAGCACCUAGCUGCAGAGCACAACUACAGCUCCCCGAGUGGACACCACCCACACGUGGUCUACAAACGCUCGGCUGAACACAAAGUCCAUGGUGGCCAGAGGUCUGUCCACAGCUCCCAACCUGACAACCCAUAUCUACAGCACCAUCACCAGCAUCACCACGACUACCAGCACGGGAAGCUGCAGAGACAACACUUCUGUGGACGCCGCAAGCAAUACACUCCCAAGCCCCCUGCUGAGGAUCGUCUCGCCAUGCCUGAUGAGUUUGAGCUCCCAGGCAGGGGGAAGCGAUCACCCAUCACGUCUAACAAGGUGGGGACCCUGAAUGUGGAAACGCUGGUGGUGGCAGACAGGAAGAUGCUGGAGAAACACGGCAGAGAGAACGUCACCACCUACGUCCUCACUGUUAUGAACAUGGUUUCCAGCCUUUUCAAAGACGGCACCAUCGGAACUGAUAUCAACAUUGUGGUGGUCAGCCUGCUUCUUCUAGAGCAAGACCCACUCGGCCUGUCCAUCAACCACCACGCCGACCAGUCUCUCAACAGUUUCUGCCAGUGGCAGUCGGGCCUGAUCGGUAAGCGCCACGACCAUGCCGUGCUCCUCACCGGCCUGGACAUCUGCUCUUGGAAGAACGAGCCCUGUGACACCCUGGGUUUUGCUCCUAUAAGUGGAAUGUGUAGUAAAUACCGGAGCUGUACGAUUAAUGAAGACACAGGACUGGGCUUAGCUUUCACCAUCGCUCAUGAAUCAGGCCACAAUUUUGGGAUGAUCCAUGAUGGAGAGGGGAAUCCUUGUCGGAAAGCUGAAGGAAACAUCAUGUCUCCAACCCUGGCAGGAAAUAACGGGGUCUUCUCCUGGUCCGCCUGCAGUCGCCAAUACCUCAGCCGCUUCCUUGGAACAGCUCAAGCAUCAUGUCUGGUGGAUGAGCCCGGGCAGAUUGGGCAGUAUAAAUACCCAGAGCAGCUCCCAGGUCAGCUCUAUGAUGCUGACACACAGUGCAAGUGGCAGUUUGGCUCCAAGGCUAAACUGUGCAACCUGGACUUUGUCAAGGACAUCUGUAAGUCACUGUGGUGCCACAGGACAGGUCACCGGUGUGAGACCAAGUUCAUGCCCGCUGCCGAGGGCACCAGCUGUGGGACUGACAUGUGGUGUCGGCGAGGCCAGUGUGUGAAGUAUGGUGACCACGGUCCGAGAGCUGUUAACGGUCAGUGGUCAGGAUGGUUGGAGUGGUCGGACUGUUCCAGGACCUGUGGGGGAGGGGUGAUGUACAGGGAGCGAUCCUGCACCAGCCCCAGGCCACAACACAACGGGAAGUUUUGCCAGGGCUCCAGUCGUCUCAACCAGCUGUGUAACACAAAGCCGUGCCAGCCCAGCGGAGUGGACUUCCGUGCCCAGCAGUGUGCUGAGUACAACAGCAAACCCUUCAGGGGAUGGUACUACAAAUGGAAACCCUACACCAAGGUGGAAGCUGAGGAUAUCUGCAAGCUGUACUGCAUCGCUGAGGACUUUGACUUCUUCUUUGCCAUGGCCAGCAAAGUCAAGGAUGGGACAUCCUGCUCAGACCACAGAGGGGACGUGUGCAUCGAAGGAGUCUGUGAGCCAGUGGGUUGUGACCAGGUCCUGGGCUCUAAGGCAACUCUGGAUGCCUGUGGAGUUUGUAGAGGGGACAACUCUACCUGUAAGUUCUUCAGAGGACAGUACGUCCUCCAGCACAGAGCUAACGAAUACUACGCCAUGGUGACCAUCCCACCUGGAGCACGGAGCAUCCGUGUUCAGGAGAUGGAGAUCUCCACCAGCUACCUGGCUGUGCGCACCCUGAAGAGGAAGUACUAUCUGACAGGGGACUGGACGGUGGACUGGCCUGGAAAGUUCCAGUUCGGUGGGACGGUGUUUGACUAUCAGCGCUCUUUCAACCACCCAGAGAGCCUGUACACGGCUGGACCCACUAAUGAGACCCUGGUCUUUGAAAUCCUGCUGCAGGGUAAGAACCCGGGUGUGGUGUGGGAGUACACCUUGCCCCGCAGUGAGAGGAAACCCAACUACACAUGGGGAGUGGUUCGCUCUGACUGCUCUGCCCCGUGUGCUGGAGGUCGGAUCUCGACAAAAGCCAUUUGUUUGCAAGAUCAGCGGACCCAAGUCAACUCGACACAGUGCAACCCUCAGACCAGACCAGUGCUCAGCUCUCACCUGUGCAACACGCAGCCCUGCCCAGCCUACUGGACGACAGGGGACUGGGGACCCUGCAGUCGGUCCUGUGGGGGCGGGCAACAGACACGUCACAUCCAGUGCUUGCGUAAGGUGACGUACCAGCGGGAGGAGGUGGUGGCUCACUCCCUGUGCCCGGUCAUCGCCCCAGCCCAGGUGCAGCCCUGCCACACCCAGGCUUGCCCACCUGAGUGGAGCUCUGGAGCCUGGUCACAGUGUUCCAAGUCGUGUGGGCGUGGGAUGAGGAAGCGCGGCGUGUUCUGCAGAAGCACUGACCCCGGAGCAAAGGCUGUGGUGGUGCCGGACAGUAUGUGUAAGCCACACCACAAACCCAAGGGCCAGGAGACCUGCGUGGUGCGCCGCUGCCCCAAGAAUGACCGGCUGCAGUGGUUCACAACACCCUGGGGCGAGUGCUCCACAUCCUGUGGCCCAGGUGUCAGAAGCAGAGAGCUGCGUUGUAGGGAGAGGGAUUCACAGGGGGGCUACACAGAGUUCCCUAUGAGAAGGUGCAGGAACCUUCCCAAACCCUCUGGGGAGCUCCAGCAGACCUGCAGCAUGGGGCCGUGCCCAGAGCCUCGACCUGUCGUCCCAGGAAGGACAGCCAGUGCAGUGGUCCUGGGCUGGUACUCUUCUCCUUGGCAGCAGUGUUCUGUAUCCUGUGGGGGAGGGGUACAGUCCCGUUCUAUCCAGUGUCUGAGACAGGGACGUCCUGCAGCUGGAUGCCUGAACCCCCAGAGACCCAUAACAUCCCGGGCCUGCAACACACACUUCUGUCCUGCUCCUCGUCCUGCUCCUCCUUCUUGUGUUGACUUCUUCAGCUGGUGUCACCUGGUUCCUCAGCACAGUGUGUGCAAUCACAAGUUCUACGGACAUCAGUGCUGCAAGUCCUGCAGUGGCAAAAAGCCAUAA